Linum trigynum is the source of this 4033-nucleotide messenger RNA. Lineage: Eukaryota; Viridiplantae; Streptophyta; Magnoliopsida; Malpighiales; Linaceae. The record is from the annotation of a GenBank genome assembly.
GACUACUCCCUUUUUACUAAAUGGACUCAUGGGAAAAUUAUUGUGUUGCUAGUCUAUGUUGAUGAUAUUAUCCUAGGAGGAGAUUCAAAGAAAGACAUUGGGCAGGUGAAGGCAGCCCUAAGCAAAGAGUUCAAGAUCAAAUUGCUAGGACCUCUCAAGCACUUUCUAGGUUUAGAAGUCAGUAGAACUGCAGAAGGGUUAGAUGUUUGUCAAAGGAAGUAUUGCCUGGAACUUCUAAAGGAUACAGGUUACUUAUAAUCAAAGGGUUGCAAUCCACCUAUUGACACUAAAGUGAGGCUAACAUAUAAGGGCACUCCACUAGAAGAUGCAGAGGGAUACAGAAGACUGGUGGGAAGACUACAUUACCUGACAAGGCCAGAUAUUGCAUUUGUUGUACAACAGUUGUGUCAAUAUCCAAAGGCACCAUGUAUGGAACAUAUGCAGGCAGCAUACAGGGUGUUGAGGUAUUUGAAAUCCUCCCCAAACCAAGGCAUCCACUUUAGCGGUGAAGCAGAAUUGAAGUUAUCAGCCUACAAUGACUCAGAUUGGGCAAGUUGCCCUGGCACACGAAGGUCCAUUACAGGGUACUGUACUCUGCUGGGAUCCUCCCUAACAUGGAAGACCAAGAAGCAGGCCACGGUUUCGAGGUCAUCUUCAGAAGCAGAGUAUAGGGCGUUGGCACACCUGGUAUGUGAAGUGGAGUGGUUGAAGAGAUUGUUGUCAGAGUUAACCAUAUAGAUUCCUUUGCCUAUAAUAGUGUAUUAUGACAACAGGUCUGCUAUACACAUAGCAGAAAACCCAGUCUUUAAUGAAAAAACAAAACACAUCGAGAUAGACAUGCACGUUACAAGAGAAAGGGAGCUUGGACUAAUCAAGUUGAAGUAUGUUAACACUACUGAGCAGUUGGCAGACAUCUUUACAAAGGGUCUGGAUCGGUUCAGAUUGAAGGAUUGUUAGUCAAGUUGGGGAUCAAGUUGAUACCUUCAACUUGAGGGGGGAUGACAGAGCUGGAAUGUUUACUGGAAGCUUGCUGCAGUUCGUUGAAGAACAAGGAAGGAAAUAAGAAGGUUGCAAUCCUUGUUGCAUAAGGAAUAGAAGUAGGAGAAGAAACAAUGUCGUGCUGAAGAGAAGGAGUCGUAUUGAAGACGAAGAGAAGAAAUAGACUGGAACGACAACGUAGCAUUAAGUAGAUGGUAGCCAUUAAGUUUACUAUUUAUUUAAACUUUUAGUCUAUCGUUUGAGGACACGUGUCGAUGUUUUAUGUAAUCAGUCUACCUGAGCUUUCCUCUUCCACAAAAUCCAAGUAAUUCGUUAGUAGCUGCUAUCUUCCUUUCAUUCUCUAACUUCGUUUCUCAUAAUAGGAGUGAAGGAUCCGAUCAUUUCUUGUUGCAAUGUAGUUUAUAAAUGUAAUUUCUAAAAUUCUGGCUAAUGGUUUAGCAAAAUCGCUACCAAAGAUCAUGAAAGUUUUUCGGGAGAGAGAGCUCAAAGUUGGGAAGUAGUAUUUCUACUGUUAAUUGCUUUCACUGAAACGAAUAACAAUUCCAACUUUACUCUUUUUUCUCCUGAUCUCCUCUCCUUCCAAUGCUGUUUGUAGCUGCUCUGCAAUGCAGAGAACCGCAAAACCAAGGCUCCCGCUUCACCUAUUCCAACCCUUGAAAUCCAAGAGAUCCGUGCCUCUCCUUAAGCAUCCUCCUCCGCCGUGCCUCAUCGUCAUGUUGCUCCUGCUUGACCUCUCACAGAUCCGUCACCGAGAUGCCUCGGCCCAGAGACGGAGAUCCAUGCGCCCUCGUCUUGAUUCCCGACGACGGAAUUGGUCUCGUCACCGGCUCCGUUGAGCGCUACGAUGUCCACGGAAAUAUGCCGAAGGUGCCGCUGGAGGUCAUCGAAUUGAUCAAGAAGAACAAGGCAUACUUGAUUUGUACGCUUCCUAUAGUGAACUGCUUCAAUGUACCUGGUUUGCCUCCAUGAGAAAAUGUCGACAUCGUCAUGAUUAGAGAGAGAACGGAAGGGGAGGUCAUCCCUGGCAUUGUCGACUGCCACAAGGUAGCACCGAAUCAGAUUUCUUUUGCUUUUCUCCAUUGGAAAUUUUUCCCGAUCCUCACUGGAGUUCGAUGUUAGAAUCUCAUACUACAUGGUUCGCUAGGUGAUUACGAGGUUCCGGCAUAAUAGGAUAUUGCAGAGCCAGAAUCGAAUAAGUACAACAAAAUCAUCGUGAACAACUGAUGUAUGCAUCUUGUUUUCAAGCCUGAGCAAUCGAUCUUAUGGUAAGGAAUCUCUGUUUCUCCAGAUCUCAUAGGCUGAGAAAUUCCUCUUCUUUUAGUUGUUGAUUAACUUUUUCAUAACGAGCUAUAGAAGGCACGGUGUGGAGUAAGUAGCAUAAUAUUUUGUCACUAAUUGAGAUGAUCAAUAAUGGAUGCAUGAGUGUGAAAUUGUGUUUUGAUUAACUGGAGCAUAAGACAUUCCCCACGUGUAGAUCGGAGCUCACAGCUGCUUUCCUCCGAGGAAUUUUUUGUUUGUUUGAGAUCUUAGAAAUCUGUAAUUCGAUUCCACUAAUUAGUACUGUACUCAACCAGUACUUACUGACAAUGGAACACUAAACACCGCACAAUCAGUUUGCUUAUGUGGUAGUCGCUGCUUAGCUGAUUAGUACGAGUUUCCCCUGAAUUGCUGGUAACUGUUGUUGCAUCUAUCAUGAAUUGCAUUUGAGGACAAGUUUUUGCAUGCUUUUGUAUUUGUCUAUGGUUUUGGAAAUGCUAUUAUGAUUUGUUGAAAAUGGUUGGUCGUUUGGUUGGUAGCUAAACUACUUAGAACAACUACUAUAGAAACGAAGCAGAUUUAAGGAUAGCUACAGCUGUGUAUUGCUGAGCAUGUUUUGUCAUUUCGAUUAGUAUUGCAUCAACUGACAUAGCCUUCAUCCCUUUCUACAUGAACUGUGUUCAGUUUCGGUAGCCUAAUCCUGGCAUUGGCUCCUAGUUUGAAUCGUGGAGCAGGGUCAGAAGCUGCCUCCUACAAAUGCGCUUUCUAUCUUGUUUUCCAGCGGUGAUUGAAGCAUACCUACGGGAAAAUUUGUUAACAGUUCUUCAUGUUACCUGUCUCUUUUAUUUAUUGAUGUGGACUACUAAUGAUUUUCUGUUUCAUUUUGUGGGAGGAGAUGCAGACUGGAGCGACAUUGAUAAUUUUCUCUUUUAUUUUGCUAGACUUACUGGUGAGUGCAUAGCCUUUUUACUUUUCCUUGAAUCUGGCCUUUGAGUUUCGAACAUGAUGAAGCAUCAACACUACUUAUGACUUCCCAUAUUUCAGGUACAAACUAUUGAAGUUGGUUGACCAGCUCCACAACCAUGGUCCGUAUCACUCAAUUUUCUCAAGGUAACUUCCCAGGAAACUAACAAUUCCAACUCGUAAAUUUUUGUUGUUCUAUUUCAGUUAAGUGUUUGCACAUAUUUGUCACCUUAUCCAGUUCAUCUAACGUGUGGAUACAACAUAAUGAAGUGUGAGGAAUCAUUGCAUAAAUUAUCGCCCGAAGUUAGACUAAAGGAUCCAAGUGCCUAAGCUGUUGUAUCUCAUUUGUCGCCCAUCAUUCUUUUUCAUGGAACUGCAGAUAGAUCAAUGUCAUUAUGCACGAGGUCAGAGAGGCUUUACUUUCUUUUGCAGGUGAUGUGCUCUUUUCAUAUAGAUGGAAUUUGUUUCAGGAAUGAACUUGUUGAUGGAUGGUCUUGUGAACUGGCUGCUAAGUUAUCUCAACUUUCAGUAUACUUCUAUAAUGCAGGGUCUGAUAGAACCUGUUGCUAAGAAUCUAUCGGUCGGGUUGUGGAAUUGGGAUUUAGGGAUUGAAGAACAAAAUUAGAGAUUUGAGAAGAGAAAGAUAGAGCAUCAGCUUAAGCCUUUAGAGAGUUGAGAUCGAGAAUUGAGAGGAUUGGGAGAUUAGGGUUUAGGAGAGUUUUUCUUAACAUUCUUCUUGAUUGAUUCUGAAUAAAACGCAAAAUACAUAUUUAUAACUAAAGACCGGAAAACCUAAUAGACUAUCCUAAUGUGA